AUGCUCACAAAUUUUUAUCAGCAAAAAGUGCUAAAAAUGACCGAGGAAAACUGGAACGACGAUAGCAUGGAAGCGGGCAGCAUGGCCGUGGACACCAUGCCACUACCCCAGCCGGCUGACAUUCCUGAAAUCAAAUUAUUCGGGAGAUGGAGCUAUUACGAUGUCCAGGUUCCAGAUAUGUCUGUUCAGGAUUAUAUUUCUGUAAAAGAAAAAGACGCCAAGUACCUGCCGCACUCUGCUGGUAGGUAUGCACACAAGCGAUUCCGAAAAGCACAAUGCCCUAUCGUCGAGCGUCUAACUAACUCCUUAAUGAUGCAUGGCCGUAACAACGGUAAGAAAUUAAUGGCUGUUCGCAUAGUGAAACAUGCCUUCGAGAUCAUCCACCUCUUAACUGGAGAGAACCCACUUCAGGUUCUGGCUACCGCUAUUAUUAACUCUGGCCCUCGUGAAGACUCCACUAGAAUUGGUCGCGCUGGUACUGUUCGUCGUCAAGCUGUUGAUGUUUCCCCCCUCCGUCGUGUGAACCAAGCCAUCUGGCUGCUGUGCACUGGCGCACGUGAAGCAGCUUUCAGAAACAUUAAGACCAUUGCUGAAUGUGUCGCUGAUGAGCUUAUCAAUGCAGCGAAGGGUUCAUCAAACUCAUACGCUAUCAAGAAGAAGGACGAGUUGGAACGUGUUGCUAAAUCCAACCGUUAA
Messenger RNA from Parnassius apollo (apollo), 696 nucleotides. The record is from the annotation of a GenBank genome assembly. Lineage: Eukaryota; Metazoa; Arthropoda; Insecta; Lepidoptera; Papilionidae.